Messenger RNA from Lolium rigidum, 607 nucleotides. RefSeq lists its product as uncharacterized. The transcript has a single exon. The record is from RefSeq and is a predicted model, not a curated record. Lineage: Eukaryota; Viridiplantae; Streptophyta; Magnoliopsida; Poales; Poaceae. Bases 1 to 369 code for a protein of 122 amino acids.
AUGGCGGACACCACAGGCGGCGGUGCUGGCGGCGGCAUAGGGCGCGAGGCCGGUCGCUGCACGAUAGGGCUGCUGGCGAGCGCGGCGAAGCGGAAGGACGGGUUCGUGCAGCUGCUCCUGAUGUCGGGCAUCCUCAUGAUCAGCCUGCGGUCCCUCAGCCAGAAGCACCGCGUCCGCGACCUCGGCCACGACGCUGCCGAGCUCGGCCGCGAGGGGGAGCUCAUCUCCCUCCGCAUGCGCGAGCUCCAGGACGCGCUCCACCGCGAGGCCGGCGCCGACGAGUCCGGCGCGCUCGCCUCCCACCUCCGCCGCAUCUUCGCCGCUCACCCUCCCACCCCCAAGGCCGCCGCCGCCGCCGAAGACCACUAGCUCGCUCGCCGCCCGGAUCGUCCGCGCGAUCUUGUUCGUCGAUUUUACAGCCUGUUUCCCUUUUGAGAUCUUUGUAUGUGGCUUGUUUAGCUGCUUCGCGUAACCAUGACCAUGCUGGCCACCUGUUUGUGGAAAUGCCGGAGAGGGCCUGCCAAACUGUAUCGAACUGACGUGAAACUGCUUCUGCGUAUUGCAUUAUGCUGCGCUUGGAUAGAUCAACUUGCAUUUCCUAUAUUUA